ACAUUGUAUGAUCUUACUAAUUCGACACUGCAACAGUAUAUUUAACUUAAUUUAGAUUAAUGUUGGAUUGCAAAUUAUACAAAAACUGUCCAGCGAUGACGGGACGGAUCUUGGUUUUCCUAUUGGUGAUUACGGAGCUUCAGGGUCAGAAUCUAGACUCGGUGGUCCGCGAUGCCGUUGAUGCUGAAUUUAACAGGGGUGGUACAAUCAGCACUCGGGGUAUCACGGGUGGUAGGAUUAGACCCAUCGGCGGCAGGACUAGCUCACAGCUGAUUCCCACAGAGGUAACCGGAAGUACUACAGAUAUGCCACGCGGAAGUGGAUCCGGAGCGAUAAAUGCCCUCAACAGUUUCUCUCAGAACAACGCUCCAGAAAUGAAUAGGAUGUUGGACGACAGAUCAUUCCGGGCUUCUACAGCUGCUCGGAACAUUGCCUCGAGCCCAUCUCUAGCUUCCCGGACUAACAGCACCGCAGCCUUCAGGAGAGUCGUCUCCGACCAGCAGAUCAUGAACAGCUUUCAGAGGGCCAUGGCGCCCUUCUGUUAUGAAAUUCCUAUCUGUGACCCCCAGGACCCCUACAGGACGGCGGACGGAUCCUGUAACAACCUGUAUGAUACCCUCCUUGGGAAAUCCUUCACUCCACAGGCACGGAUCAUUCAAAACGCUUAUGAUAACUUUAUUGACGCUCCGCGGACACUGACUAGUGACAGACAGGCUUUCCUGCCCAGUGCCCGGGCAGUGAGUAACGCCUUGUUGUCCGGGUCUACACCAACAAGUUCUAGAUUCUCAAUCUUCCUAACCCACCACGGACAAUUCAUCGAUCAUGACGUCAUAUCCACCCCCUCCAUGACAGAGGGAAAUCCUGCGAGGAGCAUAACAGAUUGCUGCAAUCCUUCAGUGAGAGAUAAAUAUGCUUGCUUUACCAUCCGGGUUCCGGAUAACGACCCCUUUUUCCCGCCAGGACAGACGUGCAUGAAUAUGGUUCGCCAUGCUGCAGCUUUACCUCUGGGAUGUACAAACGGUGUACGUGAACAACAAAACCAGCGUACCUCAUUCAUUGAUGGUACAGCUAUCUACGGCUUUAAUAAAGAACGGGAGCUGUUGCUGCGACAGCGUAGUGGCGGAAGGCUGAAGGAGAGUAACCUUGUCUCCGGUCUUCUUCCCCGAGGAACAUGUCCUUUUGGAUUCGAUACUCCGUAUCACUGUUUUAUGGCAGGUGACCACAGACAAAGUGAGACACCAACACUGACUGUCAUGCACACCACGUGGUUAAGACGUCACAAUCUCAUAGCAGACGCCUUACGUACAUCUUCGGGUAUAACAAACGACGAGGUUCUCUUCCAGGAAGCAAAGCGAAUAGUUGUUGCUGAGCUCCAGCACUUGACUUACACGGAGUUUUUACCAGCAGUUCUCGAUGACUUCCAUAUGAGCGUGUUUAAUCUGUAUUCCAGAUCCGUUGGCCACGAUAACGUGUAUAAUCCCAAUGUUGAUCCACGGACAUUCAACGCCUUUGGUGCCGCUGUUUUGCGCAUGGGUCACACAUUGGUCAGGAAUAUUGUCGGACAUGACAAUGGACGAGGAAACGUGCAGACACAUCCCCUCAUCGAUCAUUUUGGAAACCCGAAUCUUAUGUUCUCACCAUCAAAUGGUUACGAAUUUAUGGCACGGUGGAUGUCCAAAAAUGCAAAGUCUCGCAGCGACAGCGCUAUUGUAGAUGGACUCCGAAAUAGACUGUUUGAGGGUCCCCCUGGCCCAUUCCCCAGAGAGACUACGUCUUUGGACCUCGGGGCUAUGAACACUCAGCGCGGUCGUGAACACGGUCUCCCAUCAUACAAUGCCUAUAGACAGUUCUGUGGCCGGUAUCCAGCAAACUAUUUCGCUGCUGUGCGUGGUGGAUUGGAGGAUCACACGCCACAAGCUGCUAGCAAACUCGCUAGUGUGUACAGAAGCACUCAUGACAUAGACCUUUAUGCGGGCGGAAUAUCGGAAACACCGAUUGCUGGAGGGAUCCUUGGUCCCACCUUCUCCUGCCUGUUCGCUUACCAGUUUUCUCUAUACAAACACGGAGAUAGGUUCUGGUACGAGAACAAUAACAUCCUCGCCGCCUUCACUCCAGACCAACUUGCCCAAAUCAAACAAAUGACUUACUCCAAAGUUUUGUGCUCAGUCGUCAAAGACGAUCUAGGAUCUAUAAGAUAUCAGCCUCGAUUACUUCUACGACCAGAAGUCUUUGGAAACCAUCAACGACCAUGCACCCAAAUAUUGAAUGGAAAUUACCUUGGUUUCGAUAUCCGUCCAUUUGUAAAUGAACUGAGCUCUUUGGGAGGAUCUCGAACAGGCCGCAGUGGUCCUCUUCAUUCCUUCCAAGGAGCCUUUCAGCGUACUUCUGGUGGUGCCGCUAGGACUAGUUCUCUUUCCCACACUAGCCGCAAACCAACUAAUUCUGGCUUUCAAGUCCCGAACCCUGCUAAUGUUCUGCGAAAUGUAACCACUAAUGCCUCAGGGAGUCAGCGAGGUAACAGUCAGCUGGAGAACACGCAAACAGGUAGACAGGGUAACAAUGAUAGAAGACAGAACCAAAAUCGACGAGGGCAGAACCAGAACCGCCGAGGGCAAAACCAAAACCGUCGGGGACGGAACCAGAACCGCCGGGGACAGAGCCAGGGUCGGCGGGGGCAGAGUCAGGGUCGGCGGGGGCAGAGCCAGGGACGGCGAACAAAGUUUCAGGGACGAUUUGGUCAGACUGGAUAAUUUGCAGAUACAGUGAAUGUGUUUUGAGUUCUAAGAGUACAAUGUAAACAUUUUUGUAAGUAGAGUUGAAUGCUAUUGUUAUAGAAUGCAAUAUUUUCACUACUGUUUGUUAAAUACAUAUUAAUAUUGUGAAAAUGCAUGUAAAGUGUUUGCCAUAGUCAAACUCAGGUAAAACAAAACACCAUUCAAAAUAUACAAAUUAUGAAAAGGACAUUCAUAUUGCAUUUCAAUAUAUUUGCACUUACAUGUAACACUGCAAGCAAAUCAGGCAACUGUACUGUAGGAAAGGAUUCAUUGGAACUACAGGAUUUCUACGGGGAAGAUUUAACAUUCGGUUCUGCUUCGUUGGAUCUAAAUUCAAAUUUGAUGCACGGUUUUUGUCACUUCUUAGAAGAGUAGGCUUACAAAAUAAUGCUUGAUUUCCACGCAGAGCAACAUGGAAAAACAGUCCACGAGGCACUCAAUCAGGAUCAUUCUCUAAUGUAGAAUAUCCGAAAGGAAACAGACCCAAUUCUGCCUUGCUAUGUCCCGGCGCGGGGAUGGACAUUUUGGUAUCGAUUUGAUGACAUGCUCCACAUCAUGCGUUUGGCCAAACUAUGGACUAUUUACCCAGCGGUAGUCCUCAGGAUAUGCAUUUUGUUCUGUACUGGAAACCCUAUUCGAAGAUCUGUCAGCAUGGUGGAAUUCGUGUGGAAAGCUGUACUCGAAAAUUUGUUAGCAUACUGUAUGGGAGUACUUUGUAUGGAAAGCUGUACCCGGAUAUUUGUCAGUUUUCUGGACUUUGCUACAUUGAUUUUACAAUUACACUCGCUGAAAAAACAACCCUUUUUGACACAGAUAUAGACGAUUUAUAUUAAGAUUCAUUUCUAGGACGAAAAUAACAUAUUUAUUAGGUGGCGUGCAACCCUAUUAGACUGUCACAUUGAAUGAGAGUUUGUGGGUGUAACUAUAAAGUUUGUCUGUAUAAAGGUUUAAAUCACAAUAUGACUUGCUGAUCUGUAUGGUAAUAAAAACAGACCACUUCACCCAAAACCAGCAGAUGUAUAGGUUCUUUUGUUUAUUUGUUUUGUUUUUCAACAAAGUGUGAAACAUAAUAUUUUGUUUCUUUUUCUCGUCACAUUUAGUAUCAUUGUAAUGACAAUGUAGUGCUGAUUAUUGUUAGUGUGAAUCUCUGUGAGGAGGAAAUAAAGACGGAAUUGUCCCCAGAAUGA
Ostrea edulis (European flat oyster) is the source of this 3961-nucleotide messenger RNA. Its product is annotated as peroxidase-like protein. The transcript is spliced from 13 exons. The record is from RefSeq and is a predicted model, not a curated record. Gene Ontology annotation, biological process: response to oxidative stress. Lineage: Eukaryota; Metazoa; Mollusca; Bivalvia; Ostreida; Ostreidae. Gene Ontology annotation, molecular function: heme binding; peroxidase activity. The coding region runs from base 60 to 2750 and encodes 896 amino acids.